Messenger RNA from Ricinus communis (castor bean), 876 nucleotides. Its product is annotated as mavicyanin. Bases 51 to 626 code for a protein of 191 amino acids. The transcript has 2 exons. The record is from RefSeq and is a predicted model, not a curated record. Gene Ontology annotation, molecular function: electron transfer activity. NCBI's taxonomy places the organism in Eukaryota, Viridiplantae, Streptophyta, Magnoliopsida, Malpighiales, Euphorbiaceae. Gene Ontology annotation, cellular component: plasma membrane.
ACCAACUUUCUUUUGUGCUUGUCUCGAGAUUUCUUGCGAAGAUUUUAAGAAUGAAGAUCAUUAACAUGGAUUCUCUUAUGGGUCUGUUCUGCACUUCUUUUCUUGUCUUUUUACUGUCCAUGAAUGGUUUGGCUAAUGCUGCUAAAGUGUUCAAAGUUGGUGAUGAAUUGGGAUGGCAAGAGCCUGGAGGUAAUAUCUCUGCUGCUGUGUAUGGCCAGUGGGCUCAAGGGAAUCGAUUUCGAGUUGGAGAUUCUCUCUUGUUCAUGUACAAGAACGACUCGGUUCUUCAAGUGGAGAAAUGGGGUUAUUUCCAUUGUAGCAGCAGCAAACCUAUUGUUGCCUUCAACAACGGAAGGAGCACUUUCAAUCUUGACAAGUCAGGACCUUAUUAUUUCAUAAGUGGAGCUCCUAAUCACUGCAAAAGAGGCCAGCGUUUGAUUGUCGAAGUAAUGGGUCUGCACCACCAGAGAUCACAUUAUUCUCCACCAUCCAUUGCAACUCCACCUGAUCAACCUUUCCAAGCACCAUCACCGCAGCCAAGUUCAGGAAUACUAAUCUCAGUUGGACCUGGUGCAGUCUCGAUAGUUCUUGUUUCUACAUUAGCAGCUUUAUUCUGGUCAUAUUAAACAGUGUUUGUUUAUAGUUUGUUUCAGUUAUUUUGGUAUUACUUCUUCGUAAUUGUCAGGUUCCUGCUGUUGGGAUCUUACGUAUUUGAACAAUUUGUCCCUUCCAGUUAUUGGUUUACCUAUUGUUUUCUCUUGGUUUUAAUAUUCUAGGAAAAUGGGUUUGUGUUUAUGUAAUUUCUAAUGUUUUCUGUUGAAAUUUCCUGUUGUAACUACUGGAUUGAGCAUAUUUCAUCACGGAACUCUUAGUGCA